AUGUCCUUCAAAAAGCUGACUUGGAAGACUGACGUCUCAAAUCAGAGUUUGGUCAAAUCCUCAGUGCAAAGGGCUAUUAGAGCCAAAGUGCUGGAAGCUUACCCAGCCUUGACUGAGCAUAUUGAAUCAAUCCUUCCCAAGAAAUCUCAGAUCGUUCUCGUCAAAUGUGUGGAACACAGGAAUCUGGUCACUGUAAACAAUGAAAUACUGUUCUUCCAAGUAUUUGAUGGUCCCUGGGUGCCAGUCCUUCGUAUUCUUCACAAAUAUCCAGACAUGAUGACCAAAGUCCAAGUUGACAAGGGUGCCAUCAAGUUUAUACUUUCAGGUGCAAACAUCAUGUGUCCUGGUCUAACGUCCAAAGGAGCUCGACUCGAUAUGUCGGCUCCAGAGAAUACUCCUGUUGCUGUAUACGCUGAAGGAAAGGAAUAUGCUGUCGGCGUGGGAAUCACUAAAAUGUCGACUGAUGACAUAAAAAAGAUAAAUAAGGGAAUUGGAGUAGACAACCUGCACAGUGUGGGCGAUGGAUUAUGGCUGGCCAAGAUGGAAUGA
This is a messenger RNA of Synchytrium microbalum, 549 nucleotides long. RefSeq lists its product as uncharacterized. NCBI's taxonomy places the organism in Eukaryota, Fungi, Chytridiomycota, Chytridiomycetes, Synchytriales, Synchytriaceae. The transcript has 5 exons. Gene Ontology annotation, biological process: formation of translation preinitiation complex. The coding region runs from base 1 to 549 and encodes 182 amino acids. The record is from RefSeq and is a predicted model, not a curated record. Gene Ontology annotation, molecular function: RNA binding.